AGCUCAAAAAUUCCUACAUUUAUUUCUCUCUCGCGUAUUACUUUUUCCAGUCAAAUAUUAAUGACAAUUAAUUCCAAUUUCAUCUUGUUCGAUCUUUUUCUUCUUCCCUCGACGACUCUUGUCUUCCUUCGAUUGUUCGAUUCUUCGAUUGCGCACAAGAGAGUCAAUAUCAAGGAGAGACACCUUCGGUAAAUUUGUUUUUUAUGAAUCUGUACAACCGGUGACGGUUCGACGACAAUUCGACGACGACAAUUCGACGACGACAAUUCGACGACGACAAUUCGACGACGACAAUACGAGCAAUAUAUUAAGAAAGGAUAAUUACUAAUUAACUUUUCUUUCCUCUAAUUUUCCUAUUUUUAUAUUUCAUGCGAUUUAUUUUUCCUUUUCUUUCAUUCUUUUGACUUAAUCGAAUCGAUCGUUUUUCGAGAGUAAGAUGUUAAUACCGUUGAUUUUAUUCAUCGGCACGAUCAUCGGAUCGAGCGUUUCUAUCGCUGAGGAUUGCAAAGGUUGCGUCCCUUUGGAUUCAUAUUCCUUUGACAAGGUGAUAGCCAAGUUUAAGGCAGUUGUUGUUAAAUUUGACGUUGCAUUCCCAUACGGAGAAAAACACGAACAAUUUGGAAAGAUAGCUGCAACUACUAAAGAUUCUCAAGAUCUUUUAGUUGCAGAAGUUGGCGUUAAAGAUUUUGGCAACAAAGAUAACGCAGAUUUGGCUAAGCGUUAUAACAUUAAGAAAGAAGAUUUUCCAGUCGUUCUAUUGUUUUUACAAGGAAAAACAGAACCUCUUAGGUUUGUCGCAGAAAAGGAUGUUGAUUUUACUGCGGACAAUAUUAAACGAUUCAUUAAAUCAAAGUCGGGCGUAUAUCUUGGAUUACCAGGUUGCGUAGAGCAAUUGGAUAGGCUCGCUGAAGAAUUCAAAAGCAGCGCAGAAAAUGAUAGACAAGAAAUUUUAUACAAAGCUAAGGUUUUCGAAGAAACAUUACCAGAAACGCAACGUGCAGCUGCUAAGGUGUAUGUUAAAAUGAUGGAAAGAAUAUUGGAGAGAGGAGACAUAUUCGUUCAAACGGAACAAACGCGUCUGGAGGGCCUUCUAAAAGGAAAAUUGUCAAACGAUAAGAAACGUACAAUGGAAGAAAGGAGAAACAUUUUACAAUCAUUUACGCACAGGGACGAGUUGUGAACAAUUUCUUACAUAAUAUGAAUUUCCUCCAAUAUAUUAAAAAAUAUUCAAAAAAUA
Messenger RNA from Polistes dominula (European paper wasp), 1237 nucleotides. RefSeq names its product endoplasmic reticulum protein 29-like protein wbl (gene wbl). Gene Ontology annotation, biological process: protein secretion. Gene Ontology annotation, cellular component: endoplasmic reticulum lumen; endoplasmic reticulum. The record is from RefSeq and is a predicted model, not a curated record. Lineage: Eukaryota; Metazoa; Arthropoda; Insecta; Hymenoptera; Vespidae.